Rhododendron vialii is the source of this 669-nucleotide messenger RNA. Its product is annotated as late embryogenesis abundant protein At1g64065-like. The record is from RefSeq and is a predicted model, not a curated record. The transcript has a single exon. Bases 1 to 669 code for a protein of 222 amino acids. NCBI's taxonomy places the organism in Eukaryota, Viridiplantae, Streptophyta, Magnoliopsida, Ericales, Ericaceae.
AUGGCUGAGGAGAACAAAGAAGGCUAUCCAACGGCACCACCGGCCGACGGUUCUUCCCGGAGCGCUGAAGAGGCGGGCAAAGCAACCUCUAAUGAGCUCCGCCGCCAGAAACGAAAGAAACUUUUGUUGUAUGGCUUAGCCUUUGUCAUUUUCCUAACCGGAAUCAUCAUCGUACUCUUCUCAACGACAUUUAUGAAAAUCAGAACUCCCGAAAUCCAGUUUCAGUCGGGCACGUUUGGCUAUUUCAAUGUUCAAUUUUUUGAUGCCGCUAAUGAAAGCAAAAGCCCUUCGUUCAAUGUGUCGAUGAACGCUGUGCUGGGGAUCAAGAACAGCAAUUUCGGCCCGUACAAAUAUGAUAGCACUACCGUGUAUUUCUUUGACAACGGUAUUCAAGUGGGGAGUGCAAUUAUCCCGAAAUCGAAAGCUAGUUUCCGGUCUACUAAAAAGAUCAACGUCCCGGUAAACCUGGUCUCGCCAACCAAUUUAUCAAUGUCUUCCCUAAUUGGAUUUGAGAUAGGUACCGGGUUAAUUUCUUUAACCAUCCAAUCCGAAUUGAAUGGAAAAGUGGAGCUAAUGUUUGGGGUCAAGAAGAAGAAAACUAUAGACCUGAAUUGCUACGUGGACAUCCUUUCAGGGGCACAGGAGAUCACGACUAUCAUAUGCAAUUGA